Messenger RNA from Mytilus trossulus (common blue mussel), 861 nucleotides. RefSeq names its product probable GH family 25 lysozyme 3. Bases 1 to 861 code for a protein of 286 amino acids. The transcript has a single exon. The record is from RefSeq and is a predicted model, not a curated record. NCBI's taxonomy places the organism in Eukaryota, Metazoa, Mollusca, Bivalvia, Mytilida, Mytilidae.
AUGGGGUUCCAAUCCCCGGACCUCCAACAACCCCAACAUCCCCCUCCCCCCAUUGGUAUCAUCGGGGACUUACAGCCAAGCAGCAGGGGUGGGGACUUACAGCCGAGCAGCAGUGGUGAGGACUUACAGCUAAGCAGUAGUGGUGGGGACUUACAGCUAAUCAGUAGUGGUGGGGACGUACAGCCAAGCAGCAGUGGUGGGGACUUACAGCUAAGCAGCAGUGGUGGGAACUUACAGCCAAGCAGCAGUGAUUUGGACCUACAGCCAAGCAGCAGUGGUUGGGACGUACAGCCAUGCAGCAGUGGUGGGGACUUGCAGCCAAUCAGCAGUGGUGGGGAUUUACAGCCAAGCAGUAGUGGUGGGGACUUACAGCCAAGCAGCAGUGGUGGGGACGUACAGCCAAGCAGUAGUGGUGGGGAUUUACAGCCAAGCAGCAGUGGUGGGGACUUACAGCCAAGCAGCAGUGGUGGGGACUUACAGCCAAGCAGCAGUGGUGGGGACGUACAGCCAAGCAGUAGUGGUGGGGACUUACAGCCAAGCAGUAGUGGUGGGGACGUACAGCCAAGCAGCAGUGGUGGGGACUUACAGCCAAGCAGCAGUGGUGGGGACUUACAGCCAAGCAGCAGUGGUGGGGAUUUACAGCCAAGCAGCAGUGGUGGGGACGUACAGCCAAGCAGUAGUGGUGGGGACUUACAGCCAAGCAGUAGUGGUGGGGACGUACAGCCAAGCAGCAGUGGUGGGGACUUACAGCCAAGCAGCAGUGGUGGGGACUUACAGCCAAGCAGCAGUGGUGGGGACCUACAGCCAAGCAGCAGUGUUAUCGACGUCUUCAACUUUAUCAUUAGGGGUUAUAGUUUUUAA